Messenger RNA from Ectocarpus siliculosus, 1881 nucleotides. The record is from the annotation of a GenBank genome assembly. Lineage: Eukaryota; Phaeophyceae; Ectocarpales; Ectocarpaceae.
AUGGACCUCCACGGACACAGCCUACCGCUAGCACAUGCCGCCGUCAGGUGCGCUCUGGUUGAGGUGUGGCGGUUUUCCCAGAGAGAGGGAACGGCGUUGGGCGACCUGACCAUCAUCACCGGAAUGGGGCGGGGGAGCCUCCACGCCUUCCAGCCAAUCAUUCGGCCAGAGGUUCAGCGAAUGCUGACGGACGAGUUCUACCCCCCGCUAGACUCAGCCACAGAGGUGGGAAACACGGGACGCGUCGUAGUCUCGGCCAAGACAAUCGAGGCCUGGCUCGACCACAACGUCGAGGCAAAGCGGCCGGUCAUGGCGAGGCUCGCGGCCGCUCUCCAGAAGAAGGCUUCGGUUGCGGCAGCGGCGGCGGAGGAGCUGAGGAUAGUCAUGCCGUCCGGGCGCGGUGUGCGUGCGGCGGGAACGCGCGCUUCCCCCGAGAGCGGACGCCCGCGGAGAAGAAGGAGCAUGGCACAAGCCGAAGCCGGCGCUGCUGGUGUGGAGGGGGGGGGGAAGGGUAGCCAACCCUAGAUAGGGAACGCUAGGAGCGGGGGAAGUUCGCACAGGUUUCCUAUGGGGUCGGCGGUGUUGCUGGAUUCAUGAUUGGCAAAGAAAUAGUUGGCCGGUGGGUGGAGGCGAAAGCCGGACGGCAAUGCUGGCGUUAUUUUGUCCACACCUCCAUGCGUUGUGCGCGUGCGUGGUUGUGCGUUUUUUUUUUUUGCGCCUUUUGGUGUUGGCUGUUCUCCGGUUGAUUGCAAGAGCCUGCAGUUCAGUCGGUUCCUUCUGCCGAUUAUUGCAGUACGAUUGUAUCUCCGUGGGCGUGUAACGUUUGCAUAUCAUUCGAAAUUCUGCUACCAUUUGUUCGUCGAGAGUUCCGUAAAUUGCGGGUGCCGCACUGAUAAAAGUCUUCCGAUGAAAGGAUCCAUCCUGAGCGGUAAAUCGAGAGCAGCAGUCAGAUCAAUGGUGCUCGCCGAGUUGGUGGCAAUGACACCCGUUCCCCGAUGUUUGUUCUCUUGCGUUUUCGUUCGUUACACUCGAAUAUUGGACUGCUUUUGCUCGUACCACCCCCCCCCCAUAUCAGGGGGAGACAAGGAGUGUGUUGUGCAGCUCCUCAUUGGCUUCUCGUGUGCGGAUAACUCGGGUGUAUAUAGGGACCCUGCUGAAUAAUUUCUUACCGUGAACGAUCCGUUUUUUUUCUAUUCCCUCUUCGGUAAUUUUUGUUCCAAGUAUGCAUGCCGGAGUAUUUGCAAGGGGGGCGAAGUAUUUGGGUCUGUGGUGGGGGGCAUCAGCCUCCUCGGGAACGAGUGACACUCGGCAAAGGUUUGGAUAGCGGUAAGGGCACCUCGGGGGUUGAGUGUGUAAGGAGUGGAGAUGUCGAUUUAUGGUUGCCAUUGUGUUCGUGAAGUCGUUGCUCCGGGGCGUGUCGUUUCGUUCACCCCCUUCGCUUCUCCUGACCUUUGGUUCUUUCUGGCUGGAGUACCGUGGCGUAACGGUACGUCCGAACACCCGGUUCCGAUGUAAAAAGAUACCGCGGGGGGCGAAAACAAUAUCGGCAAUCUCGCGUGGCAAUAUCCGGAUGGUUGUCCGAUGGUUGUGCAAUUCUGGCCAAGUAGUGCUUCCCGGUGAAGAUUCGCUCGUGUCGCAAGGAAUUGCGAUUUAGUCCGUGGUUCUGUCGCUGUCUGGUUGGGUGGUGAGUACCCCGAUGAGGCCAGAAACCUGGCGCAUGAAAUCGUUUGUUCUCCCGUCACUCAAGGCUUGCGAACCAGGCGAAGACAGUUUUGUGCGAGAACCGGUCAACGACGACUGGAAUUUACGCGUCAUAUGUUCUGCAGAUGGCCCUGGUGCGAUUUUCCACCCGUGCUGCGGAAAAUGGAUGUGUUCAGCUUC